CAAUGUGGGCUGACAUCUCAAAGUACAUCAGCGGUCAUCGGGAUCGGAUCUCUGCUGUUGAUCUGACAAACUACAGAGGACAGUCGAAGAUCAUCUAGUGUGAUUCGGGGACUUAGAGGAUUUAGGCUACCUGUUACCGACGACCGCGGAUCUGGAAUGUACCUGAAAGUGGUCUGCCUGUCUUUCCUUCUUAUUGAAGCCUCCUGUUUCACUGAGUUUGAGAUUACUGUGCCCAGAGGUCCUGUCACUGGGUUUUACGGAGAGGCGCUGAUCCUUCCCUGCACCUUCCCUGUGGACUCGUGGGAUCUCAGUAGCACUGUUAUUACCUGGCAGCGUGAGCUGGACGUUGUUCACAGCUUCUACUACAGUCGGGACCAGCUGGACCGUCAGAAUCCUCACUAUAGUAAACGCACCAGCCUGUUCAUCCAGGAGAUGGCAACAGGAAACGCAUCACUCAAACUGGACAGAGUCACUCUGCAGGACGCUGGUGUUUACACCUGUUCCAUCAGCACAAACACUGGCAGCCAGAAGAAGAGUUUUAGAGUGAAUAUUGCAGCGUUCUUCUCUGAACCUCGUCUGCAGUUCUCCAUGUUAACUGAUGGGGUCAACCUUCUAGUGACAUCAGAUGGGGGUUACCCGUCUCCUAAACUGCAGUGGCUGAUGGAAAACUCAGACAUCACUAACCAAACACAAACACACCUCAUGAAGGACACACAAACAGGACUUUACAGUGUUUCUAGUUGGAUAAAUGUCACUGAAAUCAGAAACUCCUCUCUGACAUUUAUACUGCACAACAAACCUCUGGGACAAGACAUCAGGAGAGAGAUCCUGCUGUACUCAGAAAAGACAAUGAGAGAAGGACAGGCAACACACAGAUGGCACAUAUUGAUCUCUGUUAGUCUGCUGCUGAUUGUGAUUAUUUUGUGUUUAUUGGUUGUGUUUUUCAUUAGAAGAAGAAGAACGAAACAAACCAAACAAAAUGGCUUACCUAAUGAUGUACACAAGUUUCAAAUUUCAGCAAGUUCCUUUGCAAGCAUGCAUUAUAAUGUGGUUUGACCUAACGAGAGACAUAAUGAGAGAUCACCAUUGGAUAUUUCCAAAUUUGAUAUGUUUAAUGGUCUUAUUUUCAUCCAACAAACCAUCUGUAAUACAUACUGCUUCCUUCUGAGUCUGAAACUCAAACUGAAUGAAAAAGUCCAUAAUGGGUUCUGUUACUUACAAAACCAUUUCAUUUAGCAGUAAUCAUAUUUGAAACUUAAAGACUUUCUGUGAUUUGCAGACAAUAGCAUUAUAUUUAUUUUUACAUUGUAUGUUAUUUCAUAAGCCUGGCAGCUUUUAACAAACACUCAAUGUCUUGUCAAUAAUAAUCAAUUUUCUAUGUAACAUUUCAGUCCAUAGUGAUCUGUAUUACAGAUAAUUCACUCCCAAACAAAAUGGCCAGAUCUUCUUGGGUGCUAAACUGACACAAAAUGUUAGAAUUGCAGGGUUUUUUUGUAUUACUGUUAUUCACAAUGUGUGGAUGUUAAGUUUGUGCACUAUUUAUUGAACCCAUGCUUUACACAAAUGUAUGUGUUUUUAGAUUGUGAGUUAGGAUGUUUUCAUUUAUUUAUUUUACUGUUAACUAUGUUAACUAUGUCAUUGUAUUGAUUAUAUUGUUCUCACACAAUCUAGGUGCUCCUAAGAAAACACUUUUCUUGUGUAAAAAAAAUAAAAUAAAAUGUACAUUUCCAUACCA
Messenger RNA from Pimephales promelas (fathead minnow), 1735 nucleotides. RefSeq names its product HERV-H LTR-associating protein 2. Gene Ontology annotation, cellular component: external side of plasma membrane. The record is from RefSeq and is a predicted model, not a curated record. Lineage: Eukaryota; Metazoa; Chordata; Actinopteri; Cypriniformes; Leuciscidae. Gene Ontology annotation, biological process: positive regulation of T cell proliferation; negative regulation of T cell proliferation; immune response.